This is a messenger RNA of Ciona intestinalis (vase tunicate), 4837 nucleotides long. The record is from RefSeq and is a predicted model, not a curated record. NCBI's taxonomy places the organism in Eukaryota, Metazoa, Chordata, Ascidiacea, Phlebobranchia, Cionidae.
UGGUCGGCGUUCAAAAUGGGGAAAAAUAAGUUUGAUUUUACGGCAAACGCUAUUUCUGUGGUGCUGACGAAAAGACACAAAACUGGGUUAGGAUUUCUUGUGAGAGAAAGACAGAUUAAACCCAAAGUUGAAGUUAUGGAACUAGUUGAAGAUGGCUCGGCGUUCCACAGUUGUUUGAUCCAAGCUGGUGACGUCAUACUAGCUGUAAACGGGGUAGAUCUUACCACGACGAGCUAUAGAGAAAGUUUAAAAACUUUAAGAGCCAUCCCGGUUGGAGGAAAGGCCGUUCUAAUUAUUAAGGGCCCAGAAGGAAUUCAAACACAUCUGCAAACAACAUUUACAAGGGAGGGCCAGCCACGAACUGUUAGAAUAAGCCAUCCCAACCCCAAUCCCCCCAUAACACCGUUCCAUUCAGCAAAACGGCCUGACAAAUUAUCAGGCGGCUUAAGAGAAUUGCCAAGUGUCACCAAUAGAGACGAUAAUAUGAUCAAGUCUACUCAAUUAGUAGAAACGUCACAAUUGUCAUGUUCUCCUAGCCAAAACAAGCGCUCUAUUGAUUUCCAAUUACUACAUCAUAAUCGAAUAAAACCACCAAUUUGCGAUGUACCAACUGAUAAACAAUCACCGGAAAAUACUGGAACUGUUGAUAAAGAUACGAAUACUCGAAACAAAGUCGCUUUAACACCUGUGUCAGAAAUGCUUCAGAUUCCGAACAACAAACAGGAGUUUGCGAAUCUCAAAAAUUGGGAGACGGAUCAAAACCACAGAGAAACACUUUAUUUAAAAGCAUGCCCGAUAAAUCACUGCGCUCCUAAGAAAUGCAAUGGCAGCCUCAUGCAACCAAGCAACAUGGUAUGUGACCCUAGAGAUGGAAAACCGAGUGUCGAAUCUGUAAGAAAACUGGCCAAAGAUUUUAUAGACCAGUACUUCGCUUCAAUGAAAAGGAACGACUCGGAAGCGCACGGUGCUCGAUUGGAUGAAGUAAUGAACUCAAUUGACUCUACGGGAACUUACGAACUUACCAAAAACGAGUUGAUAUUUGGAGCAAAAACAGCCUGGAGGAAUGCACCGCGGUGCAUCGGUCGUAUUCAGUGGAACAAGUUACAUGUAUUCGACUGCCGAAAAGUGACUAGUACGUACGAGAUGUUUGAAGCAAUAUGCUCCCAUCUAAAAUACGCGACGAACAAAGGAAAUAUCAGAUCAUGCAUCACUUUUUUCCCGCCGAGAAAUGACGUCAAAACUGAGUUUCGUGUCUGGAACUCGCAGCUAAUAAGAUACGCUUGCUACAGACAGGAAGACGGUAGCUUGGUCGGUGAUCCUGCAAAUUUGGAACUGACUGAGCUGUGCGAACGUUUGGGUUGGAAAGGUAAAGGUGGAAGGUUUGAUCUUCUUCCACUGCUGCUACAAGCAAACGGUGAGGAUCCUGAACUUUAUGAACUUCCAUCUAAUCUUGUGCUUGAAGUUAAACUUCGACACCCUGACGCUGGGCAGGAAUGGCUUGAAAAGAUGAACUUGAAAUGGUAUGCUGUGCCUGCAGUGAGCAACAUAAUGCUUAACAUUGGUGGGGUGGAAUUUCCUGGUGUGCCCUUUAAUGGAUGGUUUAUGGGAACAGAAAUAGGAAGAGAUUUAUUGGAUACAGCGAGAUAUAAUUUGAUUCUUCCAGUUGCCGAGGCUAUGGGUCUUAAUACAAAAAAAACAGCUUCAUUAUGGAAAGACAAAGCAAUUUUGGAGCUGAAUAUUGCUGUUUUACAUAGCUUCCAGGAUGAUAACGUUACUAUCAUGGACCACCAUGUCGCAACUGAAUCCUUUAUGAAACAUUUUUCAAAUGAAAUGAAAUUGAGAGGGGGUUGCCCUGGAGAUUGGGUGUGGCUAGUUCCCCCAGUAUCUGGCAGUGCGACCCCAAUUUUUCAUCAAGAGAUAUUGAACUAUACGCUUAACCCUGCAUGUUUAUAUCAGCCUGAUCCUUGGCACUACUACAAAUGGAAAGACUCUGUGAUGAAAAAAAGAAAAAAUAAACUUCAUUUUAAAGAACUGGCAAGAUCUGUCCUUAUGACAUCACGAAUGAUGACAAAAGCAAUGGCAAAUCGAAUAAAAGCAACAAUACUGUACGCGAGUGAGACAGGGAAGUCUUACGCUUAUAGUAAAUCACUGCAGGAGAUCUUUAAUCAUGCAUUUGAUGCAAAGGUUGUACCCAUGGACCAAUAUGACAUUUGUAACUUGGAAUACGAAGCAUUAGUCCUUAUUGUUACAAGUACAUUUGGAAAUGGAGAUCCACCUGAAAAUGGAGAAUAUUUGGCCCAAGCAUUGCAGAAAAUAGUGAGAGACAGCAAGGAAGACCAGAAAAAAGCGGAAACAAAGAGACGCUUUCAAAGUGUUGCAACUGCUACUCCUAUGUCUAGAAGAGUUUCAACAAAACAAAACUCAUUUUCCAAUGAUAUCCAAUCCAGCACUCAAGGGGUGCUGGCUAAUGUAAAAUUUGCUGUGUUUGGUCUUGGGUCUCGUGCAUAUCCACAUUUCUGCGCAUUUGCUCAUGCAAUGGACACAUUCUUGGGGGAGCUAGAGGGUGAAAGGUUGAUGGAGAUUGGGGAGGGAGAUGAAUUAUGUGGACAGGAAGAAAGUUUUCGGAGAUGGGCCCAAGAGGUUUUCACUUCUGCUUGUGACACAUUUUGUUUGCGUGAGCAAGUAAACCUAGAAGAUGCAAACGCUUCAUUGUCAACCUCUAAGUUUGAGAGAACAGAUUUCCGAGUUGUUGUUCAUGACAAACAAGUGCAACCUAAUGUUAUUAAAACACUUGGAACGAUGCAUAGAAAAAAAUUAUCAUCUUGUCGAUUAAUCAGGCGGAAAAAUUUACAAUCCGAAGAAUCUGGUCGUUCCACCAUCCUAAUCCAACUUGAAACAAAAAAUUGUGAAAACUUAAACUUUUGCCCUGGAGAUCAUCUAGGUAUCUAUCCACGCAAUGAUCCAGACUUAGUUAAAGAACUUCUUUCAAAAAUUCGAGACGCAACUGAUGAAAACACUGUUGUUGUGUUGGAAGCUAAGAGAGAAAAAAGAAGCAUUAUUGGCAACUUAAAAUACUGGGAAGAAGACACACGACUCCCCCCUUGCACGUUGAACAUGGCCUUCUCAAGGUAUCUUGAUAUAACAACACCUCCCACUCCACAACUUCUCAAGUUGUUCUCAGAGUGUGACGUAAACCAAGAGGAAAGCAAGAGACUGGAAGUUUUAAGUCAGGGACAAUCUGAAUAUGAAGAUUGGAAGUUUCUGAACAACCCAAACCUUAUUGAAGUUUUAAAUCAGUUUCCAUCCAUUCAACUUGAAGCUGCCCUUCUAUUAAAACAACUCCCACUUCUUCAAGCAAGAUAUUACUCCAUUAGCAGUUCACCUGAAAUAUUUCCUGGUGAAAUUCACUGCACCGUUAGUGUAGUAACCUAUCAUACCAGAGGAGGAACAGGUCCUCUUCAUCACGGAGUGUGUUCAUCUUAUCUUAACUCAAUAACUGAUGAUGAGGAAGUUGCAUGUUUUGUUCGCACGGCACCAACCUUUCACCUUCCACUUAAAGACAACAUCCCUUGCAUUCUGGUUGGACCUGGCACUGGAAUUGCUCCGUUUAGAAGUUUCUGGCAACAGAGAUUAGCUGAGAUAAGAAAAGGAGCUCACAAUGGCUGCACGAUGGCGUUGUUGUUCGGAUGCAGAAAUCCAAAUCAUGAUCACCUCUAUAAACAAGAAGUUGCGGCUGCCAUGAAAGAAGGAGCCAUAUCUCAUGCUUACACUGCAUUUUCAAGGGAAAAGGGUAAACCAAAGCGAUAUGUCCAAAAUGUGAUUAUGAGUGAGAUUCCAGAUUUUGUUUAUGACAUUGUUCAUGAAAAGAAAGGCCAUUUUUAUGUGUGUGGUGAUGUCACAAUGGCAACAGAAGUAAACAAAACACUUCUAAAAAUCCUUUGUAUAAAAGGAGAGAUGACAAAAGAAAAAGCUCAGGAGUUUAUCAACUCAAUGAAGACGGAAGAGAGGUAUCACGAAGAUAUAUUUGGAGUCACGCUUCGUACUUAUGAAGUCAACAGAAGUGUGAGACUCAAGGGAAAGGAAAAGAGUGAAAGCCUGUCGCAUAAGUGAAUCAUACGUUUUUGAGAGAUUACCACUUGUAUUAAAACUUAUUUUGAAACCCUUCUUAUUAGCAAGCACUUUAAGUUUUGCUUUUAUAAGUUUGGUAAUUGGUUCUACAACCACCGCAUUGGUUUGUAUAAUAUAUUAAACACUAAACAAAAACAGUACAUAAAUUUCUCAUUUGUUAAUAAAAAUUACCUGUAACUCCUAAUUUGCAUAAUAGAUGUUUUGGACAAAUGUAAAUUCCAUACUGUAAUACUGUUUGUAUCACUUUUUUAACUCUUAUCACCUGGUAACUAUCACACAUAUUAUAAAACCAGUACAUGAACCAAUACCUAAUCCGCUACUGCAUCCCCCAGUGGUUCUAAAUAUUUUUAAAAUAAUAAAAGGAAACAACAAUCUUAGAUCAUACCACCACCAACAUCACUAGAAAAACAUGCUUGACUGUACACUAACUGUUAUAAAGACCAUUUUAAUGCUUCUGUUUUAUUAUUAAAUAAUAUUUGUUACUGCACUAACACAAGUUUUUACAUCGUUAUCAAUUUAAUGCCGACCCACUAUACCAAUUUGUAAAAAUAUAUGUUUUGCCAAAUUCCAGUAGAGACUAGAAUACUUACCUAACACGAUGAGGCAUGUGGAUGUGACAUAUCGACAUUUGUAGAUUACUCUUUUGAUUUAUAGUGAUCAAUGUAGACAAUGAAUUGGUUUGGACUAUUAAAUUGGCUAGUAUAGGUUA